This is a messenger RNA of Lipotes vexillifer (Yangtze River dolphin), 999 nucleotides long. RefSeq names its product fibrillarin like rRNA 2'-O-methyltransferase 1 (gene FBLL1). Gene Ontology annotation, molecular function: rRNA methyltransferase activity; histone H2AQ104 methyltransferase activity; RNA binding. The transcript has a single exon. Bases 1 to 999 code for a protein of 332 amino acids. Gene Ontology annotation, biological process: box C/D sno(s)RNA 3'-end processing; rRNA methylation. Gene Ontology annotation, cellular component: small-subunit processome; box C/D methylation guide snoRNP complex; nucleolus. Lineage: Eukaryota; Metazoa; Chordata; Mammalia; Artiodactyla; Lipotidae. The record is from RefSeq and is a predicted model, not a curated record.
AUGAAGUCGGCGGUGAGCGCGCGAGGUGGGGUGUCUGGCGGCCGCGGGGGUGGCUGCUGGGGCGGGGGGCGAGGAGGCGGGGGCAAAGGAGGAGGCGGGGGCAAAGGAGCGGGAGGCGAUGGCGGCGGCCAGGGCGGCAAGGGCGGCUUCGGAGCGCGGACUCGCGGCUUCGGAGGCGGCAGGGGCCGGGGGCGCGGUGGCGGAGACUGCAGGGACCGCGGAGGCAGCGGACAGCGGCGUGGCGUGGCCAAGAGCAAGAACCGCCGCAGGAAGGGCGUCACCACGGUAUCCGUGGAACCGCACCGGCACGAGGGUGUCUUCAUCUACCGCGGGGCGGAGGACGCUCUGGUCACACUGAACAUGGUGCCCGGCCAGUCGGUGUACGGCGAGCGGCGGGUCACGGUGACCGAGGGCGGCGUGAAACAGGAGUACCGCACGUGGAACCCCUUCCGCUCCAAGCUGGCCGCGGCCAUACUGGGCGGGGUCGACCAGAUUCACAUCAAGCCCAAGUCCAAAGUGCUCUACCUGGGUGCCGCCUCGGGGACCACCGUCUCCCACGUCUCCGACAUCAUCGGCCCUGAUGGCCUAGUCUACGCGGUCGAGUUCUCCCACCGCGCCGGCCGCGAUCUGGUCAACGUGGCCAAGAAGAGAACCAACAUCAUCCCAGUCCUCGAAGACGCCCGGCACCCCCUCAAGUACCGCAUGCUCAUUGGGAUGGUGGACGUGAUCUUUGCCGAUGUGGCCCAGCCAGACCAGUCCCGCAUCGUGGCUCUGAAUGCCCACACCUUCCUGCGCAACGGGGGCCACUUCCUCAUUUCCAUCAAGGCCAAUUGCAUCGACUCCACCGCCUCUGCCGAGGCGGUGUUUGCUUCUGAGGUGAGGAAGUUGCAGCAGGAGAAUUUGAAGCCUCAAGAGCAGCUGACCCUGGAGCCCUAUGAGAGGGACCACGCUGUGGUCGUCGGGGUCUAUCGGCCCCUUCCUAAGAGCGCCAACAAGUAG